AUGUCUGAAACUACUGCUUUCCAAGCCCACAACGCCAAAUUCCACUCCCUCCUAGGCCUAGCCCCAACUAUCCACCUCCUCCACCAAAAUGAUGCAUACCCCUUUGCCCACGAAGCAGGCGUCUACAUCCCCUCCACCAAAAACCUCUUCAUAACCAGCAACCGAUACACAGACCAUGAAAACAAUCCAAAGAUCCAAAUUACCCGCAUCGACCUCUCCACAACCCCAGUAACAGUGGAAGAACUCGACCCCCAAAUCCCAAUGGGAAACGGCGGCGUCAAUUACACCUCCACCGAGCUCCUAAUCUGCAGCCAAGGAACCCUAAACAAGCCAAGUGGACUCUACACAAUGUCCACCGCAGCGCCAUUCACGUCCAAACUGCUCGUAGGCGACUUUCUAGGCCGCCCAUUCAACUCCGUCAACGACGUCGUCGUGCAUUCGGACGGGUCGAUUUGGUUCACAGAUCCCAUUUACGGAUUUGAGCAGGGGUAUAGGCCGAAGCCCGAGCUGCCGUGUCAGGUUUAUCGCUAUGACCCAGCUGAUGGUGGCAUUCGCGCUGUUGCGGAUGGGUUUGGGAGGCCGAAUGGGAUUUGUUUCUCGCCUGAUGAGUCCACGGUGUAUGUUACUGAUACGGAUCGGCAUCAUGGGGAUGGGACGGAUGACCCGGCUCGGGUUUCUUCGAUUUAUGCGUUCGAUUUGUCGGUUUAUCAUGGACAGCCGUUCCUGACUAAUCGGCGGUUGUUUGCUAUGGCUGAUAAUGGGAUUCCUGAUGGGAUUAAGUGUGAUCUGGAGGGAAAUGUUUAUAGUGGUUGUGGGGAUGGCAUUCAUGUUUGGUCGCCUGGCGGUGUUCUUCUGGGGCGGAUUCGCAUUGAUGGUGGGUGUGCGAACUUUUGUUUUGGAAGGGACGGUGAGAUCUUCGCGCUUAAUGAGCAUCGACUGUGGAGGGUGCAGUUGGGAAGUCAUGUUAAAGGGGCUUUGCUUAGGAUUUAG
Messenger RNA from Penicillium nucicola, 990 nucleotides. Its product is annotated as SMP-30/gluconolactonase/LRE family protein. The coding region runs from base 1 to 990 and encodes 329 amino acids. The record is from RefSeq and is a predicted model, not a curated record. Lineage: Eukaryota; Fungi; Ascomycota; Eurotiomycetes; Eurotiales; Aspergillaceae. The transcript is spliced from 2 exons.